Piliocolobus tephrosceles (Ugandan red Colobus) is the source of this 591-nucleotide messenger RNA. RefSeq lists its product as uncharacterized. Lineage: Eukaryota; Metazoa; Chordata; Mammalia; Primates; Cercopithecidae. The record is from RefSeq and is a predicted model, not a curated record. The transcript is spliced from 2 exons.
AUGCCUAGCGGCGGGGAGGGAAGGGAUAGGCAAAAGGGAAGAAGAGCGGGCUGUGAUACCCCCUCGACGCCGUCAAACACUGCUCCCCGCGCUCCAGAGCCGGGGGCCCACCCGACGGCAGUGCGCCCCGCCACCGCGCCGCCGCCCCGGUCCCUUCUCCCGCCCAUCUGUAGUAAAACAAUCGCUCCCCCGGCGUCUGCGGCCGCUGCCAGCGGUUCUGACACUGCAGGAAUGCGCGGACUGGGGAAGGCUCAGCACUCUGGGGAGGGGCACGAGCGGGGUCGGGGAAGCUCCAAGAUGAGCGCGUGCAAUAACUAUCAACACGGAUACCUCGCAGAGCCUGACACUAGCUUCUGGAUAAAAUGCAGGCGAUGGCUGCUGGCGGAUGCCGGCAGACACACUCAAAGGCCCUCUUGGACUUUCUGAGCUUCCCAUUCUCCGCUACUGGAGGCUGAGGCGGGCAGGCCCAGCGACGUCUCCCAGACCCAACUGGGUUCCGACCUCAAGCCAAAAGUGAGGAGGCCGGCAGGAGAGCUUUUCUCGCCCAAAGAUGCGGGGUGGGAGCCGGAUCCAGCUGAAAAAUCUGAGUGA